Molecule: messenger RNA, 3329 nt
Organism: Coregonus clupeaformis (lake whitefish)
Lineage: Eukaryota; Metazoa; Chordata; Actinopteri; Salmoniformes; Salmonidae
Product: CUGBP Elav-like family member 3
Exons: 14
Coding region: 758-2185 (475 amino acids)
Biological process (GO): mRNA splice site recognition; regulation of alternative mRNA splicing, via spliceosome
Cellular component (GO): cytoplasm; nucleus; ribonucleoprotein complex
Molecular function (GO): mRNA binding
Source: RefSeq, a predicted model, not a curated record
GAGACACCGGCAAACGACGUCAAAAGCUACGGUAGCCUAUACACUGAGGGAAAAGAGGGGUAGCGCGGGAGGGUAACGUUAGAUAUUAAUAAUUAUAUUUUAAUAUAUUUGUUAGCCUAUAAAUGUCUAUAUAAAUUGACUGCCUGAUUUAUCAAUAGCUGGUUGCUGCAUAAAUAGUUUUUAGCCUUGUAGCCUAAUUAUUGCAGAAAUAACGGUAAACUGGAAAAUUCUACAGAAAUUUGACUAUUCUAACAGACAGGGCAGUACUGAGAGAGUGACUGACUGGCUUUACCGGAUUUACCAAGAGUCGUGACGAGAGGAGAGAGCAAAUAACGGAUCACCAAGGCACGGGGUUGGGGAUAUGUGAUCUGAUGAUCGCUUGCCAAGACGUGAGACUUUAACGGGAGCAGCAACUCCACUGAUCUGUUACCGAUUCGAAACCGGGAGAGGGAGUGAUAGGCACGAUAGGCACAAAGAGCGGAGGACGAAUCCCAUUGAGCCUCCUAUUCCCCGAGGGAGGAUAACGGGAGACGCGCACUGAAGACAACAACGCCACGGCAAAACGUGGAAAAAUAAACAAAAUCAUCUCAAACUACUCUGGGGAUUAUUUUACAACGUGGAGUGAAGAAUCUCUUGAAAUCGGGGCUCCGAACACACUCUCACUUCCUAAAGAGGACCCCGACUCUGCUCUGCACUCAGCCCGCUCUUCUCACACGGAACCCUGCAGAGCGCCUGUCGCUUUCACCGCUGUGUCCUGAUGAAGGAAGCCGACGCGAUCAAGCUGUUCGUGGGGCAGAUUCCUCGGAAUCUGGAGGAGAAGGACCUCAAACCGAUCUUUGAACAGUUCGGGAAGAUCUACGAGCUGACGGUGAUAAAGGACAAAUACACCGGCAUGCACAAAGGAUGUGCAUUCCUGACAUACUGUGCGAGGGAGUCGGCGCUGAAGGCCCAGAGUGCUUUGCACGAGCAGAAGACGCUACCGGGGAUGAACCGACCCAUCCAGGUGAAACCAGCCGACAGCGAGGGGAGAGGAGAAGACAGGAAGUUGUUUGUGGGCAUGCUGGGUAAACAGCAGAGUGACGAAGACGUCAAGAGGCUGUUUGAGCCCUUCGGCAGUAUAGACGAGUGUACUGUACUACGUGGCCCAGAUGGUACCAGUAAAGGUUGUGCGUUUGUGAAGUACCAGGGACAUGCUGAAGCUCAGGCUGCCAUUAGCACCCUGCAUGGGAGCCGCACACUGCCUGGUGCGUCGUCCAGUCUGGUGGUGAAGUUUGCCGACACAGAGAAGGAGAGAGGGCUGAGACGGAUGCAGCAGGUGGCGUCACAGCUGGGCAUCUUCAGCCCCACCAUGACACUCAACUUCCCUGCUUACAACGCUUACACACAGGCCGUCAGCGCACAGGCGAUUGUCCAGCAGCAGGCUCUGGUUGCUCAGUCAGCUUACCUGUCUCCUGUAGCAACUGUUGCCAGUUUACAGAUGCAGCAGAUGGCUGCGCUCAGCGCAAACGGAAUCAUUGCCACGCCCAUCACAUCGUCCUCCGAGUCUAGUAGCUGUCAAUCACAAUAUCUCCUCCACUGUGAUUGGUCCUCCCGGUUUGCAGGUACGAAUACCCCUCCAACCAUCUCAGCCACGCCUGUGCCAUCACUACCUCCACCUCUAGGAGUCAAUGGUUACAGUCCACCAACCAAUGGACAGCAAGCAUCGGAAGCACUAUACACAAAUGGCAUUCAUGCAUACCAAGCCCAGAGUCCAGCAUUAUCUCUAGACCCUCUCCAGCAGGCGUAUGCAGGCAUGCAGCACUACACAGCGGCGUACCCUGCUGCCUAUGGAUUGGUCGGCCAGCAUUUUCCACAGCAACCUACCCUGGUUGCCCAGCAACACCAGCAGCCCCAGCAACAGCAGCAGCGAGAAGGUCCAGAGGGUUGUAAUAUCUUUAUUUACCACCUGCCUCAGGAGUUCAGUGACAGUGAGAUGCUUCAGAUGUUUCUGCCCUUUGGAAACGUAAUCUCAGCUAAAGUCUUUGUAGACCGCGCCACCAAUCAGAGCAAGUGCUUCGGUUUUGUGAGUUUUGACAACCCAUCCAGUGCCCAGACUGCCAUCCAGGCUAUGAAUGGUUUCCAGAUCGGCAUGAAGAGACUCAAGGUGCAGCUGAAACGACCUAAAGACGCCAACCGCCCCUACUGAAGGAGAGAGGAGAGAGAGAGAACGAGAGAGAGCGAGAGGUGAAGUUUUCAGACUCUGGCUGUGGUGGAAUCCCAGCGUGCAUUGCGCCCUUAGACCUACUACCUUUCUUUUGAGCGACGGGGAACAGCAGACACACACACCACACACACACACACACCACACACACACCACACACACACAUUGCACUCUAAAAGGGCCAAGGCACAGAUAUUGACCAAUGUACAUAGUAUAGGCCUCGCACACACAAACACACACAUACUUUCAAAUACAGAUAUGUCAGUAAUCCUACCCAUUGAACUGGGCUCAGUUUGAAAAUGGUUUGUGAGGAGUCUGGAGUGUGUAGGGUAGUGAAGAUCACACACAUACACAGACCCAGGAAGUACUUACUAAGGUCAUUGAUGAGGUGAUGAAUAAUGGUGAUAUAUCACUUCUUUGGACCAUAACAUGUCUAUUACAUGUGUAUAACAUGUGUAUAACAUGAUACAAAUAGGAAGGCCUCAUUUCGUAAUAAAAAAAGCAAAACAGGAAAAAAUAUUGAGACAAAAUGAGUAGUUUAGAGAAACUUUGGAGAGAGAUCCUUAUGGCCUGUAAAUAAUUUAGUUUAAGAAGAGUAACAUCUAGAAAAUUACAAAAAAAUGCAAAAAGAAGAGUACUUUAGAAAAAUCACUGAAAAAUGACACAAUAUUAUUAUUAUUACUGUUAUUAUUAUUAUUAUUAUUAUUAUUAUUAUUAUUAUUAUUAUUAUUAUUAUUAUUAUCUUCGUUAAGGGAUAUUGUAUUAGAAAUAAAGAAAGGGGAGAAUCACAAACAUAUUUUCAAUUUCUACUUAGAUUUUAGGAUAAAUGUGGAUGGGAGGGACUGCACCUUUUCUGAGAGGUUUUAAUAUUUGAACUUUUUUUUUUAUUGACUAAUUUAUCAAUUAUUUUUGUUAAUAGGGAGAAAUGAUGAAGGGUUUAAAUGGGUUACAAGUUUCUGAUUUUAGAAUUUUUUAGAGCAAAAAAGGGUCUGUUUCUGUCAGACUCUGCAAUCGAGUAAUUAUAAUUAUGAAUUAAUUAUUACAACAAUUAUAUUUAUUUCUUAUUUAUUGAGUCCUGUUUUUGAUCCAAUCUCUUUUUAAGUUAAAAUAAAAAGUAUUAUACAUCAAA